Molecule: messenger RNA, 1542 nt
Organism: Lepus europaeus (European hare)
Lineage: Eukaryota; Metazoa; Chordata; Mammalia; Lagomorpha; Leporidae
Source: the annotation of a RefSeq genome assembly
AUGUUCAUCAAUCGUUGAUUAUUUUCUACCAACCACAAAGACAUUGGAACUCUCUACCUUUUAUUUGGAGCCUGAGCUGGAAUGGUAGGAACAGCCCUAAGUCUGUUGAUCCGAGCAGAAUUAGGCCAACCUGGGACUUUACUUGGAGACGAUCAAAUCUAUAAUGUUAUUGUUACCGCGCAUGCCUUCGUAAUAAUUUUCUUCAUAGUUAUACCUAUUAUGAUUGGAGGCUUCGGGAACUGACUAGUUCCUCUAAUGAUUGGAGCCCCUGAUAUAGCUUUCCCCCGAAUAAACAAUAUAAGCUUUUGACUUCUCCCACCAUCUUUCCUUCUCUUAUUAGCCUCAUCUAUAGUAGAAGCUGGCGCAGGAACUGGUUGAACUGUCUACCCACCCCUGGCUGGUAACUUAGCUCAUGCAGGAGCUUCAGUUGACCUUACUAUCUUUUCCUUACACUUAGCCGGAGUUUCAUCUAUUCUAGGGGCUAUUAAUUUUAUUACUACUAUUAUUAAUAUAAAACCCCCUGCUAUAUCUCAAUAUCAGACACCCCUAUUUGUAUGGUCCGUUCUCAUCACAGCUGUUCUUCUUCUCCUCUCUUUACCAGUUCUAGCUGCCGGCAUUACAAUACUUUUAACAGACCGAAACUUAAAUACAACUUUCUUCGACCCAGCAGGUGGUGGGGACCCUAUUCUCUACCAACACUUAUUUUGAUUCUUCGGUCAUCCUGAAGUGUAUAUUCUUAUCCUACCAGGAUUUGGGAUAAUUUCUCACAUUGUUACCUACUAUUCUGGGAAAAAAGAACCAUUUGGAUACAUAGGAAUAGUAUGGGCCAUAAUGUCAAUUGGCUUCCUUGGAUUUAUUGUUUGAGCCCAUCAUAUAUUCACAGUAGGAAUAGACGUAGACACACGAGCCUAUUUUACUUCAGCCACUAUAAUCAUUGCAAUUCCUACAGGGGUAAAAGUAUUUAGUUGACUAGCAACUCUUCACGGUGGUAAUAUUAAAUGAGCUCCAGCGAUACUUUGAGCCUUAGGAUUUAUUUUCCUAUUUACAGUAGGUGGUCUUACAGGAAUUGUGCUAGCUAAUUCUUCUUUAGACAUUGUCCUACAUGACACAUACUAUGUAGUAGCUCACUUCCACUACGUAUUAUCUAUAGGAGCUGUAUUCGCCAUCAUAGGGGGAUUUGCUCAUUGAUUCCCUUUAUUCUCAGGUUACACCCUAGACCAAACCUGAGCAAAAAUUCACUUCACCGUAAUAUUUGUAGGAGUUAACUUAACCUUCUUCCCUCAACAUUUCCUAGGACUUUCCGGCAUGCCCCGGCGGUACUCAGACUACCCAGACGCAUACACGAUGUGAAAUACCGUCUCAUCAAUAGGCUCCUUCAUCUCUCUAACCGCUGUAAUAGUAAUAAUCUUUAUAAUCUGAGAAGCCUUCGCCUCAAAACGAGAAGUAGAGACAGUUGAGCUUACUACUACUAACCUAGAGUGACUCCACGGAUGUCCACCCCCAUAUCAUACAUUCGAGGAACCUGCCUACGUAAAAGCCUAA